Messenger RNA from Doryrhamphus excisus (bluestripe pipefish), 6252 nucleotides. RefSeq names its product BTB (POZ) domain containing 17a (gene btbd17a). Lineage: Eukaryota; Metazoa; Chordata; Actinopteri; Syngnathiformes; Syngnathidae. The record is from RefSeq and is a predicted model, not a curated record. Gene Ontology annotation, molecular function: protein binding.
UGUGUCGCCCAAAAUGGAAAUGUACUCACUGAGCGAGUGAGUGUGUGUGUUUAGCCAAAGCCAGGAUCGUGCUGGCGAGGCAGCGAGAGGUUGUUUGAGAAGGCGGAGUCACAUUUCACGACAUCUGCACUUUGUUUGCUCGGCAGGCCGAGCUCAGCCGGACACAUUUUUUAAAGCCACGGCGGCCAUGUUAGUCAUCAGCAGCAGGAUGUAUUUUAAAUGUGCCGUGAUGGCAGCGAUCCUCAGGUGAUGUGAGCGAGGGGCACGGGGUCGUCCAGGCACGGGGGGGUAGACUCCCGCUGCCGGUGUUUGUCGUUCACGCCGCACGCCGACGCUUCCAGGCGGCGAGGAGGCUGCGUGGCUCCUCGGAGAAGCACCGCCUCCCAGGCGGCGCGGCGGAAGGCCUUGCUGACAAAACAGUAGAGGAAGAAGUUGACGGCUGUGUUGAGCAUGGCCACCAUGUUGGAAAGGUCGUAGGCCAGGUGGACGCGCCAGUCGCGGUGCACCGAGGACACGUGCAGGUGGUAGAUGACCACCACGGUCCUGGGCGCCCACAGCACAGAGAAGGCGGUGGUGACGGCCAGCAACAUGGCUGUGGCCUUCCCGAGGCGGCGCGGCGGGGCCCCCUCGGCGCCGGGCUCCCUCCGCUUCGACCUCAGCCUGCAGAGGAUCAUUGAGUUCAGCACCAGGAAGAUGCUGCACGGCAGGAAGUAGAUGAUGGUCACGUGACUCCAAAUGAGGGCAGCGUCCAGCGGUGUCGGCGGGUCGGCAUUCCGCCACAUGUCCGACCACCAGAAGAACGGCACCCCGGAGGCCAGCGAGCACGCCAUGACCAAUGCGAUGAUCCUCCAGGCCCGCGCCGGGUAGCUGAUUUGACGGUGGAGGAGCGGGUGGCACAGCGCCACGUAGCGGUCCACGGUUAGGGGCACGGUGGACCAGAUGGAGGCGUGGUUGGCCGCAAAUUCGGCCGCGCUGACCGCGUGCAGCAAUAGGAGGGGGACCUCGCGGUGGAACACCGCCGUCUCCAGCAGGAAGCCCACGAAGAUGAUGAAAAGCUGGGAGAGAAGGUCUGAGGCGGUGACGGCCAGAAGGUAGCAGUAGAGCGCCCUCUUGGUGCGGGAGGCCAACCUCCACAAGACCACCGCCGUCAACACGUUGACUGCAACACCACAGAGGAAGAACAUUUGUGAUGGCCACGCUACUGAAGAACCACGUGGACAAAACAUCCCAAAUGUUCCUGCGUACCUGGCAAGCCCACACACAGCAGAACGCUGUAGUAGACCACAGGGAUGAAGCCCAGGACACAUUUGGACUUGUGGAUCUCCUCCGGCUUCAGGCUCGGCUCCUGCCGGACGGUCCCGGUGACGUUGGGCCACUCCACCAUGACGGUGUUGCUGUAUGAGGACAGACGGAGAGGAAGCACGCCAACGUUUGGACAAGCUGCUCAAAGUGUUUUCAUCUUCUGGUCAACACCAGAUGGACCCUCCCGACCCCCCAUUAGCCUCCUCACCUUUUCACCUGGAUGACCUCCAUGCUGUUUUUCUACUCACUCCAUGUGCAGGACAACGCGGACAAGGAUGGGGGGGUCAAUGUGGUCCAAACUUAAGACAUCUAGCUGCGCCCAUCAGAUGAUUGACAGCCUUCAUAACUUUUCAUGUUUCACCACGGCAACACCCUCACGUUCCAGCUGGGAUGAAGACAUCCUUCAGGGUGUCGGAUGAGCCUCUGAGAAAACAUGACACUCAGCGUGUCCUCAAAGGCUGCGGGGGAAGACCGUGUCCUGCCCCCCCCCCCCCAAAUGUCCAAAACAUGUUCAGCCAUCUCAUACCGGACCCCUUACCUUAUGUCCACGACACCCCCGGCUGCUCGUUCCCAACCAGAAGACGAGAAGUCAGUGGACUCACCAGCCAGCCCAGAGUGAGCAGAGAAGAGAAAUGAAGAGGAUGGGAGAGGGAGGGGGUGGGCGGAGAAGCUCUGAGAGAGGGAUGGACGUAGGAGAAAGAAAACAUGAAGACAACAUCGAGUCAACAUCAAAAAGCGACGAAGAAACUCACAAUUUUACUACUUUUUUUUUUACUACUACUUUUGGAUCAACAUUUGCAAUAAAAAGCACUGUUGUAAUUGUUAGAUUAAAUUGAGCUCCGGAACUUUCCCAUCCUCGUUUUAAUUUCCAAAAUAAGCUUUUGAAAAUGAGCUAGCUUACCUGACACACUGCCAUUUUGGGGACACAUACUGCAUCAACAUGGCUUCUUAUAUUGAGUUCAAGCUAAAAGUCAGCUAACGUCCAUAGCUUGUUUUCCAUGAAUUAAGAAAUAUAGUAAGAACAGAUAGAUUGUAAUAUUAGACAACACGUCACUAGCAUGUCACUACUUAUAAAUUGCUUGAAAAUGUGCUUUAAAGGCAUAAAUAAGCUUUAAGAAAUUAGAUACCUUAACUGACAGACUGCCAUUUUGGGGACACACGCGUCACCGUGUCUUGUUAUGGGUGACGGAUAAAAGCUAGCAAGCCUUUGCAGCUUGUUUUCUGUUAAUUCAUGGCAUAAUUAUAGUAGGAAUAACAGAAUUGUAAUAUUUGGCACUCCACUAAUCCAUUGUUAUUGUUCAAUUGCUUGAAAAAAAAAGUAAGCUUUAGGAAAUGACCUCGCUGACCUGACACUGCCAUUUUGGGGCCGCACGUGUCAUCAUGGCGUUAUAUGGCUUGAGGCUAAAAGCUAGCUAGCUUCUAUAGAUAGUUUUCUUUGAUUUCAUUGAAUAAAUAUAGUCAGAAGCGUUUAAUUGUAAUAUUUGACACAUUACUAUUAGUAAAUUGCUUGAAAGUUAGCUUUAAUGGAAAAAAAUAAAGAUUUUGGAAAUGAACUAGCUUAACUGACACACUGCCAUUUUGGAGACAUGGCCUUAUAUGGGGCAAGGCUAAAAGCUAGCUUCCAUAGCUUGUGUUUUCUGAUUUUCAUUGAAUAAUUAUAGUCAGGAGAGUUGAAUUGGAAUAUUUGACACAUUACUAUUAGUAAAUUGCUUGAAAGUUAGCUUUAAUGGCAAAAAAUAAAGGUUUUGGAAAUGAACUAGCUUAAGUGACACACUACCAUUUUGGAGAAAUGGCCUUAUAUGGGGCAAGGCUAAAACCUAGCUUCCAUAGCUUGUGUUCUAUGAUUUUCAUUGAAUAAAUAUAGUCAGAAGAGUUUAAUUGUAAUAUUUGACACAUUACUAUUAGUAAAUUGCUUGAAAACUAGCUUUAAUGGAAAAAAAUAAAGGUUUUGGAAAUAAAUUAGCUUAAGUGACACAGGGCUUUAUAUGGGUUAAUGCUAAAAGCUAGCUUCCAUAGCUUGUGUUCUAUGAUUUUCAUUGAAUAAAUAUAGUCAGAAGAGUUGAAUUGUAAUAUUUGACACAUUACUAUUAAGUAAAUUGCUUGAAAGUUAGUUUUAAUGGCAACAAAUAAAGGUUUUGAAAAUGAACUAGCUUAACAGACACAGGGCUUUAUAUGGGUUAAGGCUAAAUGCUAGCUUCCAUAGCUUGAUUUCAUUGAAUAAAUACAGUCAGAGGUACAACUGAACGUAUUAUUUGACACUCUAUGAGCACAUUCAAAUUGUUAAGUGCUUUAAAAUAACUUUAAUGGCAAAAAGCACACUUUCGAAAAUUAGUGCGCUUACCUAACACAUUUUUAACACAUUUUGGGGACACACACGUCAGUUUGUUUUUUAGGAGUUCAUUGACAAAAUAUAGUAAGAACAAUUGGAUUGUCAUAUUUCACAUGUUAUUAAGGCAUUACUAUUGCUUUAAAAUGAGCUUUAAAAGGGAAAUUACAUUUAAUUACAUUUAAAGUGUUUUUGGGAGACAAUGCGCCACCUGGUGGACACAGUGUUCAAGUACAACAACUAAGCCACAGAGCUGCAGUCGACCUUCAUUGUGACCUUCACAUUGUUGGAUCUGUAAGGUGAAAAAAAGAUAUUUCCAAAAAGGUUGCAGGUUCUUUGGGGAGCAGCUGGGUUCUGUAGGUCAGAGGAAUUCUACAGCUCUACAUUCACUAACGAGUAAUUUCAAAUCAUUACCAUUAUUGAUGGUGCUAACGAGGCUUGCUGGUGGCUGUUGUCAUAACAACCAUAAAGUUUACUGGGUCACCUUAAAAACUUUUUAAAAACGAUUUUAAAAUCUUUUGGGCGACUUGAGUCUCAGGGGGGGCAGGCGUCGGCUCUUAUCAAGGCUGCGUCGCCAACCACAUUUCCAUGGAGGACAUCUCUGGCUCCACCCACCGGUCGAUGAAGCUCGACUGUGACAAGAAGAGCCGGUGGCCCACAUUCCAAACACGUCAACCUCCCGGGCUAGCAGGACGCACGCACGGAAGGAGAAGAAGAUGGAGAAGAAGGAGAAGACUGAGAAAAAGAUGGAGAUGUUUGCCAACAUCUGCGUGCUUCUUCUGGCUUUGGGUACUCGGGCGGCAACAGCAGGCCCGCUGAAGGUGGAUGACGACCAAGAUGGCGGCGGCGUGGACGCCAUCAGCCACUCGCUGGCGUUGGUGCAGCGUCUGGAAGCGCUGCUCCUUCAGGGGAACGGUAGCGAUGUGACGCUGCGGGUGGAGACCCCCAACGCGGACGAAGUGAAGCUGAUCCCGGCCCACGCUUUGGUUCUGUCGCUGCAGAGUCCGGUUUUCCAGGAGUUGCUGCUGACCCGCAACGGCAGCAUGCUGACGCUGAGGGAGAGCGCCGACUGCGCCGCCAUCUUUGACAAGUUUGUCAGGUACCUCUACUGUGGCGACAUCUCGCUGCGUCUGAACCACGCCAUGCCCCUCCACCAACUGGCCUCCAAGUACCAAGUGGGGGCACUGCAGCAGGGCGUCACACGAUACAUGACGCAGAACCUGGCUAGGGACUCGCCAUCGGGCCACGUAGCGGGAUGGUAUGAGUAUGCGGUGCAGGCCGGCGACGUUGUGCUAAGGGACGGGUGCCUCCAGUACCUGGCGUGGAACCUGUCGUCGGUGAUGCAGAGCGGCGAGUGGGUGGGGCUAAGCAGCCAGCUGCUCAUGUCGCUGCUGCAGCGUUCCGACUUAGUCCUGCAGAGCGAGAUGGAGCUCUUUGCGGCGUUGGAGGCCUGGAUCGUACACAACCGCCCCGACGGCCUGACGGCGGAGAACGCGCUUAGAGCCGUGCGCUACGCCAUGAUGCCGCCGCGCGAGCUCUUCCGCCUGCAGACCCAGUCGGCGGUUCUGGCCCGGUAUCAGGAAUCCGUGCGGGACUUGCUCUACAUGUCCUACCAGUUCCACUCGGCCUCGCCGGUGCACAUGGCCAAGUUCUUCGACGUCAACUGUAGUCUCUUUGUACCGAGGAACUACCUGGCACCACUGUGGGGGUCCUCCUGGGUCAUCAGCAACCCCACCCGUGACGACCGCAGUACCAGUUUCCAGACGCAGCUCGGACCCAGCGGUCACGACGCCAGCAAGCGGGUCACGUGGAACGUUCUGUUCUCGCCACGCUGGCUGCCGCUCAGCAUGAGGCCCAUGUACACGGAGACCGGUGCCAUGCAGCCCACUCGGGUGGACGGGGGGCGCCCCCGUAUCAUCAUCACGCCUGCCACGUCCAGUGCCGACUUUGCCGGAGUCAGUUUCCAGAAGACGGUCCUGGUACUGGCCCAACAGCAGGGCAGGCUCGUGGUCAAACACGUGUACAACUUCCACCAGAGCACCGAGGAGAACGGCGACUUCCUGGCCGAAGCCGACCUGUACCGCCGCUCCUCGGAAUACCUGCUGGAUGGAUCCCUGCUGCUCCACGUCAUGGUUAAACCGCUCUACCAGAACCUCAUUGCCACCAAGAACUGAGCCCACAUUCCCAAUCGGAACCAUGCCUUUGGAUCUCCUCAAACCUCAACUGACAAGCGUGUUGAGGCGCCACCUGGUGGGCUGGUUACUAAAUUACACCACUUGACAAAAAUAUCACGAUUGACAAAGAAUCUGCCUCCAAACAAGUCGGAACCAGCUGGUCAUGUGACCAACCAUCAAAGGUUUGCUGUGACCAUAUUUGGACAAGAAGGCCGCAGGAAAAACACAGAAGAAAAUGCGAUUUUGUCAAGAAAUGAAAAAAGGAAAGGAGACUUCCAAAGUGGAUCAGCAGGAAGGUUCUGUUUGGGAAAAGCUGUUUGCUGUCAUGUAAUGGUGCUAUUCUACUUUCUAUAGAAUUCUAUUCUAUAUUCUAUUUGAUUCUAUUCUAUUGUAUAGUCUAUUAGUCUGCUGUUUGGUGCUCCUUCAGUUCUUUCUACGUGAAUUAAAUCA